AUGAAUAGUGAGAAAAGAAAUGCACGUGGCCGAGGACGUGGUCGGGGAAGAGGCAGAGGCCGUGGUCGUGGCCGCGGGCGAGGCAAAAAAGUACCAAAGGUUAUGUCUUCUGAUGAAGAAGAAUGUUCCAUGGAGGAAACUGCACCAGAACAAGAGGACCCGCCCCCAGAAGAGAGCAAGGAUAACGAUCAAAAUGAACCCGCCAAAUUGGAAGUCCCAUCAGAUAUAUCCCAGCUUGAAGCACCAGUAUUUACAACAAUACAGCGUGGACCCCCUGAACCCAUGCUACGUCUAGAGUGGAACCAUCGUGCAAAUCUCAUUGGAGAGAAAGUUCUUAAUCCUAUGAUUUACUGCUGCGAUACAUGUUCUAAACCUAUACUCAUAUAUGGACGAAUGAUUCCAUGUAAGCAUGUUUUUUGCUUAUCCUGUGCUAGAGCUGACCAUACUCACUGCCCGCGAUGUAGGGAAAAGGUUUUGAGGGUAGAACAAACUGGGUUGGGGACAGUAUUCAUGUGCACUCAUUCUGGAACAAGAUAUGGUAACACAGGAUGUAGGAGGACAUACUUAUCUCAGAGAGAUCUGCAAGCCCACAUAAAUCACAGGCACAUAUCGAGUGGCGUCGAGAGUAAGCCGGAGCCAGAACAGCCACCAGUGACAAUUGUAAAACCGGUCUCGGUUCCAAGCAAAGCGGGUGAUCCCAGGGCGCAUGGCGCUACACACACUCACUCUGAACGUCCGAGGGCUUCUCGAGCUAAUCUUAUAGCGGUGCCUAUUCAUGACCACCCUGAGCAUACAUAUUAUCCAUACUACCAGCAGAGUCCUCAACCGGUCCCGCCGCCGACUGUCGCGGUAUCCAACGUUCCGGUCCUAACGCAUAAUAUGACGGUUCCACCGCCCUAUUACCCUACGGCGUACACGGCACCUCCAGCUCCUUACGUUGGACCAGGUACAACCAUGACAACGAACGUGGCGCCAUCUAUGGGAACGCCAGUGCCUAUAGCACCCAGUACUCUGGGAGAGGCCCCACGGUGGCCCGACACAUAUCAACCGCCCGCGCCACAGCAGUGGGGACAGAACCACCAUUACUAUAGAUAA
Molecule: messenger RNA, 1095 nt
Organism: Leptosia nina
Lineage: Eukaryota; Metazoa; Arthropoda; Insecta; Lepidoptera; Pieridae
Source: the annotation of a GenBank genome assembly